Molecule: messenger RNA, 1592 nt
Organism: Motacilla alba alba
Lineage: Eukaryota; Metazoa; Chordata; Aves; Passeriformes; Motacillidae
Gene: ENDOV
Product: endonuclease V
Exons: 9
Coding region: 86-898 (270 amino acids)
Biological process (GO): DNA repair
Cellular component (GO): cytoplasm; nucleolus
Molecular function (GO): single-stranded RNA binding; RNA endonuclease activity producing 5'-phosphomonoesters, hydrolytic mechanism
Source: RefSeq, a predicted model, not a curated record
GGGAGCCGCCGGCCCGGAACGGCCGCGCCCGGCAGCGCUUUCCGGGGAACGGCGGCGCUGCGGGACGGGCGGGCCCGGCGCCGCCAUGGCCGCGUCCCCUGCCCGGCUGCGCCGCUGGGAACGGGAGCAGGCCCGGCUGAGGGCCCGCGUGCUGGAGGAGGACACCGAGCCGUGGCAGAAGGCGCCGCAGUUCUCCGGGCUGCAGAGGGUGGGAGGUGUGGAUCUGUCCUACAUCAAGGGGGACGAGAGCCGUGCCUGCGCCUCCCUGGUCGUGCUCAGCUACCCGGAUCUCGAGGUGCUGUACCAGGACUGCCGCAUGGUGCCCGUCACCGCCCCGUACGUGGCCGGCUUCCUGGCCUUCCGAGAGGUCCCUGUCCUGGUGGAGGCUGUGCAGAGGCUUCAGCAGGAGGAGCCCCGGCUGCAGCCUCAGGUGCUCCUGGUAGAUGGGAAUGGCCUGCUCCAUCCCAGAGGGUUUGGCACGGCCUGUCACCUCGGCGUCCUGACGGACCUGCCGUGCGUCGGCGUGGCCAAGAACCUCCUGCACGUGGAUGGCUUGGUCAGGGACGAGCUGCACAGGGAGCAGGUUCGUUCCAUGCAGAGGUCGGGAGAGGCAUUCCCACUGACAGGCGCCUCGGGGAAGGUCCUGGGCAUGGUGCUGCGGAGCCACGACAAGAGCUCCAGGCCCCUGUACGUGUCCGUGGGCCACCGGGUGAGCCUGGGCACGGCCGUGCGCCUGGUGCGGGCCUGCUGCCUCUUCCGCGUGCCGGAGCCCAUCCGCCAGGCUGACAUCAGGUCCAGGGAGUACCUUCGGAAGCAGCCCUGUGCUGCAGCGGGGGCGCCGGAGGCUGCGCCUGCCAGCCCGCAGAGCAGCAAAAAGGAGGAUGAAUUGGAGGAUUAGUCUGGUGCCAGAAGAAAGUGCAGAGCUUCUCUUCGCCGGGUCCUCUCGUGCACCCAGCCUGAGUGCUGCUGGGUGCAGGAGCCCAGUGCCACCCUGGGGGACAGCUGUGCCAGGCUGUGUCCCAUAGGCCAGCACCGGCCCCUGCUCGGGGAGAAUCCAUGCAGUGAAUUUCUCAGGGUUCAUUUUCAAGUACUGUUAAAAUCUUUGUGUAAGGCUCACGUGUAAGUUGGCAGCACCUCCCUGGAGUCCUCGUGCAGCUGCAGGGGCUGAUUUACAGAGGUGCUGAGGCACUGCCACUGCAGAGCCAGCCCGUGUCUCCCUCUGUGGCACUCUGAGAGCCCUCUCAGGCUUUGGAGCAGCUUCCCCUGUCUCUGCAGCCUGGGCUCUCCCACUCCCCUGCCCGUCCCUGGGGAGCAGCACCCACUGCCCAGCCCCUCUGGAGGAAGGAUCAGCUCAGGGGGAAGGCUGGGAGGAACCAUCUCCCUGCCAGGAGCAUGGGCAGCUCGCUCCUGGCACGCAGAGUGCUGCAUGCUGGAGAUCUGGCCCAGCCCCAGCUCAGCCUGAGGAGCAGAGCCCAGAGCUUCUGUGCCCAGGUCAUCCUCAGCCUCGCCCAGCCUGCAGGACCAGAGCUGCUCCCGAGGUGUGGAUCCCGGCUGAGGCUGGCAGGUGCUUCCUGGCUGUUCUGAGGAGCAGA